Molecule: messenger RNA, 800 nt
Organism: Macroventuria anomochaeta
Lineage: Eukaryota; Fungi; Ascomycota; Dothideomycetes; Pleosporales; Didymellaceae
Exons: 1
Coding region: 159-653 (164 amino acids)
Source: RefSeq, a predicted model, not a curated record
GUUCGAUCAUACUGAAAACCCAUGUUCUCUUCAUCCGCACUUACCGAAGGUGACGCUAGCAGCUGCGCGUUCGUCAAACGCAGCUUCUGUCGGACGGUUGACCGCCAUAGUAAAAGCUGCAGUCCCACGUGCCCGUUUGUUGACUCAGCUGCAACUACAUGUCCGCUCUUCACCUCAUCGUUAAGGUCAACAGUAGUGCGAUGCCGCAGGCAACGAUUCUUGUCCAACGUCGUACUCGACCCUCACAACACCAAGUCACUCCCAGGCCCAUCAACAUCACACUACCACACGUACCACUAUCAUCGAAUUCCUCCAGGAACACCUAUAACAUUCACAACAGGCCCACACGCACCACCGAAGCCAACCACGCACCCUCAAAACCUCUCUCGCAUCACCUCACCACAACGCUGCCAGCAACAUGUCCAGCAGCAGCAGGAGUCCAGCUCACACUACUACGCAUCAGCCUCCCAUCAAGGUCUAUAUAUGGCGAUGCACUGACACGAACUGCCAGCAGAUCAACCAGACCAAGCGCGACGAGAACAGCCAUUGGUUCAACCGAGCGUGCACCGCCUGCGGCAAGGUGCCGGGCAGAGAAGUCUGUCUUCUCCAAAUCAUCCUGUCGGUUGACCAAGAGGGGAUGGAGAGGGUGGUGAGGAGUCUGUUUGGGCUUGGUGGAGCGUCAAGUGGUGGAUCAUAGAGGUGGGUGGUGGCUACAAAGCAAGAAUGGAGACAACUUGAGAGGGAAUGCGCAUCUUUGGCGGCUAUAAUGCAUCUGAGUCGGUGGAAAUUAUUUUUUUGGG